GUCGUUUCAGGUAACUGUUCACACAAGAGUUUACUAGUUUCUUGCAUGUGACACACUGUUUACUACGCUUGCUCUUCAAUGAUGACGAGGGGAUCAAUUCUGAAUCUUCUAAUACUAUUGAUUUUUUGUUCAAACGUUUCAAUGGCGAAGAGGGUAUUCAAAAGAGAACCAAGUCUAAAUAUACCGAAAGAGGAGCUGACCAAUCAUAUAGAGCUACGAAAAGUAAAAAACAAUUGGAUGCCCAAGGGAUUGGGAGAGGCUGAAGGUGGCGUACUACCUCGAUUCGAAGGCAGUCCUGACGACGCACUAAAGAUAUUUGAAAGGAAAGGAGACAAGUAUACGUUCGACAAACAACCGCUGGCUUCAGCUGAUCAGCUCAUGACGGACAGUUUCGGUUACAGAAAGGACAAGGAGUCCAUUUUCAUUCUACACACAAUCGGAACCGACGCCCAACACCUUAGCGUAAGAAACGUCGUAUCCGCACUGGCUAUGAGAAGGCUAAUAUGGAAUGAGUACAACUUGUUUCUAUUUAACAUGCCAAACGUAAUGGACUUCAUGCUGAAACACGUCGUAAGAUCAAUAUUUAUUCCUGCAGGUAAAACUAAGUUACAGGAAGUAGGUACAGUUUUAGGCAACUUUUUCAACUCAUUAAUUGUGAAGGAACUGAUAAAUGCCAAUCAGAUUCAUAUUGUGGGGUUCUGCUUUUCAUCCCAAAUUUCAGGAUACAUAGGACGAUACGUUUCUUCUUAUAAUGGUGGAGAAAGAAUAAAAUCUAUAACCGCUUUAGACCCAUUUACACUAGGGUUAUCCGGAGUGUUCAACAAACCCGUUUCCAAGGACGACGCUCAACUAGUGCACAUAUACCACACCAACUCAAUCGCGCUUGGAACACUUUACCGCAGGGGCACCGCUGAUUUCAUCUUCAACAACGGUUGGAUACAGCCCGGAUGUUACUUUUGUAAUUUUCAAAGUUCGGAUGCGUUUUUUAAAUUGAAGAACUUUCUACCAACGGCAAAGGAUGUACCUAAAGAAGAGAUGGAAUCGAAAAUUGAAUUACGCCUUGUAGACAAAGAGUGGGUGCCAUUCGGAGCCAAGACCAUCCAGAGUGACGAUGUGAUUCCCAAAUACCUUGGCAAACUUGAUGAGGCCUAUGCAUUAUUUACGUCUGAAAAAACAAACCCGAAGUACCAUAUUAGGCCAUUAGCGGAUGCCAAGGACCUGUUUAAAGAAGAAAAUGGCUUCAGAGGAAAGUUAGAGUCUAUAUUUAUUAUGCAUACGAUUUCUGGUGAUGCUGACAACUACUUUGUCAGAAACACAAUUACAGCAUUAGCUUUGAGAAAUUUCUUGAAGAAAUAUAACGUGUUUGCAUUCGACAUGCCAGAGUUGCAGGAUUCUAUGGAACAGACCAUCGCCAAAGCCAUGUACGGUCAAAGAACUAACUACAAAGACAUUAGUGAAACGAUUGGUAAAUUCUUCAACACAGCGAUCGCAGACAAUCUACUACAGCUUGACCAAAUACACUUUUUUGGAUUUUGCUACUCUAGCCAGCUUGCAGGCUAUAUAGGUCGCUAUUUAUCCUCGACAAACGGUGGCAACAAGAUAAAAUCCAUAACAGCUCUGGACCCACACUCGGCGUUUUUAUACGCUUUUAAAAACAAAGUGAUCUCUAAGGACGACGCCCAGCUGGUGUUUGCCUACCACAGUAACUCAAUUGGCGAGGGGUCUCUCUUUCGCAAGGCAACAGCUGAUUUCAAUCUCAACAGUGGAUGGAUCCAGCCAGGGUGUUACUUCAAACGCAGCGUUAUGUGCAGUCAUAGAAGAGCUGUGACCGCAUUCUGGUAUGUGAUUCUAUACCCUCAGUUGUGGAUAGCAAGGAGGUGCAGUCAUUAUUUCCUUUUCAAGUCCUGCCUCUGCAGUUUUAUGUCAAAGACUUCACUAACAUUUCCACCAGUCUCCGGUGCAAGAGGGACGUAUUACUUGAACACUAUGUCGCACAAACCUUACGGAUUCGGCCCUUCAGGUGCUAACUGUAUCUCCUUCAACAGGGAGAAGAAAUCAGAGGAUAUAAUAAACAAGAACUAACCAACUUCUAGCAUGUUUAUAAUUCGCCACCAAAAUAUUAAAACUGCUAUGUCAACUCAUCAAAAUAGCCAACGUCAAUCUUAAAGCUGAAGGUGUCAUUAAAAGUUCUUUGAGGCUAGCGGCCAUAUUUGAUUAAUUUCAAA
Macrosteles quadrilineatus (aster leafhopper) is the source of this 2225-nucleotide messenger RNA. RefSeq lists its product as uncharacterized. Gene Ontology annotation, molecular function: lipase activity. Lineage: Eukaryota; Metazoa; Arthropoda; Insecta; Hemiptera; Cicadellidae. Bases 79 to 2082 code for a protein of 667 amino acids. The transcript is spliced from 13 exons. The record is from RefSeq and is a predicted model, not a curated record.